This is a messenger RNA of Strongylocentrotus purpuratus (purple sea urchin), 1520 nucleotides long. RefSeq lists its product as uncharacterized. NCBI's taxonomy places the organism in Eukaryota, Metazoa, Echinodermata, Echinoidea, Camarodonta, Strongylocentrotidae. The transcript has 3 exons. The coding region runs from base 39 to 1436 and encodes 465 amino acids. The record is from RefSeq and is a predicted model, not a curated record.
UUGCAUCUCUUCGGAAUGAUGUGAGCCUCUUUGGUCAUAUGUACAUUGCAAACCAGCUGCGUGACGGUGACCCAGCCGUAUUCUUCAGCCACGAGAAUCAGGCAUACCCGCCAUCUAUCUCAAAUAGUAGGAAACUGCGCUUGACAUCCAGCAAGUCUAAAUUACUAACAUGUCUGAACACAAAUGGACAAGGAGAGCCUCCGGCACAAGUGGACUGCAAGAUUUUUGAUGGUGCAGCUCUAGUUCAUGGGUUACCAGCAACUUCCGUGUCAACAUUUGAGGACUAUGCAAGAACAGUUUUCAAGCCCGUUCUCAACCGUGAAUUGCAAGGAGUCAGACGACUGGAUUUGGUGUGGGACAGAUACUUGGCCUGCAGUAUCAAGGAAUCUACUCGCCAGAAACGAGGAAGUGGAGUACGCACAAAGGUAGCAUCCAAGACUAAAAUGCCAGUCAAAUGGAAAGACUUCCUCCAAGACAGCACCAACAAAGAAGAGCUGUUUGCAUUCCUGACACAGACCGUGGCUGCAGGAGAGUGUCCCAAGGGCAAGGAGCUGUAUGUAACGUCAGGUACUUCAGUAAUUACAAGAGGUGAUUGCGAGCCCAUGGAAGACUGCACUCAUGAAGAGGCUGACACGCGAAUCAUAGUUCAUCUUCAACAUGCAGCGGAGAGAGGGUCAAAGAAGAUUGUAAUUCGAACAGUGGACACAGAUAUCAUUGCUAUUCUCGUCGGGCAGCUUCCAUCAUUGAUCGUAGAAUAUCCUGACAUUGACAUUUGGGUAGCAUUCGGUAUGGGCAAGAACUUCUGCCACUAUAACAUCAACAACAUUUGUAGAAAUCUCGGAGAAGACAAGUCACUAGCGCUGCCCCUGUUUCAUGCCUACACUGGCUGUGAUACUACGUCUUGCUUUCUUGCAAAAGGGAAAAAAAGUGCUUGGAGGGUCUGGAAAUCUUAUCCUGAAGUAACACAGGCAUUCCUUCACUUUGUGGAUCGUCCAUUCCGAGCAGUCGAUGUUUCAUGUGAACAUUUCCGUCAUCUUGAGCGAUUUACAGUCCUGCUGUAUGACAUCACAAGCAAUCUCCUCUCUGUGAAUGAAGCACGCCGAGAGCUUUUCUGCAAGAAGAAAAGAAGCCUGGAGAAUAUACCCCCAACUCAGGAUGCCUUGCUCCAGCAUAUCAAGAGAGUGCUAUACCAAGGUGGUAUCUGGACAACAUGUCGCCAGGCACAACCUUCGGUUCCUCCCCCAGAAGGGUGGGGAUGGACAAUGGAAGAUAAUCACUGGGCACCCGUUUGGAUGACCAUCCCCGAGGCAGCUAAAGUCUGUAAGGAGCUCAUCAGGUGUGGCUGCAAGUCAGAAUCUGGUUGUGUUAGUCGCUGCAGGUGCACAAAAGCCGGGCUACCCUGCACAGAACUUUGCUCUUGCAACUGUCAGAAAUAAUUCCUUCAUUUAUCUCAUUAGCAACAAUGUAUGGUUGCGCUUACCAGGUAGGCAUUUCCCUCAUUCAGAAGCUUGUAAUGAUGA